This is a messenger RNA of Acanthosepion pharaonis, 1089 nucleotides long. The record is from the annotation of a GenBank genome assembly. Lineage: Eukaryota; Metazoa; Mollusca; Cephalopoda; Sepiida; Sepiidae.
AUGCAACCAACCACCGCCAACCAGAUAUGUUUUCUGCCUCGCGAAACAACAUAUUUCUCCAUUCUGUCAGCCCUAAGUCCAGCUGCUUCUUCUGCUAGAUCUUCUUCAGCCUCUUUCUCCAUCAGAAGAUCUUUUUCAGCCUCUUUUCUCCAUCAGAAGGCGGCAAUUGAAGAUAUUCUCUACGGUGCUUUUGUCUGCCUAAGUGCACCUCUUCUUCCAUUAGAUCUUCUUCAGCCGCUUUCUCCAUCAGAAGAUCUUCUUCAGCCUCUUUCUCUAUCAGAUCUUUUUCAGCCUCUUUUCUCCAUCAGAAGGCGGCAAUUUACUCUAGAUAUUCUCUACAGUGCUUUUGUCUGCCUAAGUGCACUUCUUCUUCCGUUAGAUCUUCUUCAGCCGCUUUCUCCAUCAGAAGAUCUUCUUCAGCCUCUUUCUCCAUCAGAAGAUCUUUUUCAGCCUCUUUUCUCCAUCAGAAGGCGGCAAUUUACUCUAGAUAUUCUCUACAGUGCUUUUGUCUGCCUAAGUGCACUUCUUCUUCCGUUAGAUCUUCUUCAGCCGCUUUCUCCAUCAGAAGAUCUUUUUCAGCCUCUUUUCUCCAUCAGAAGGCGGCAAUUGAAGAUAUUCUCUACGUGCACCUCUUCUUCCGUUAGAUCUUCUUCAGCCGCUUUCUCCAUCAGAAGAUCUUCUUCAGCCUCUUUCUCUAUCAGAAGAUCUUUUUCAGCCUCUUUUCUCCAUCAGAAGGCGGCAAUUGAAGAUAUGCUCUACAGUGCUUUUGUCUGCCUAAGUGAACCUCUUCUUCCGUUAGAUCUUCUUCAGCCGCUUUCUCCAUCAGAAGAUCUCCUUCAGCCUCUUUCUCUACCAGAAGAUCUUUUUCAGCCUCUUUUUCUCCAUCAGAAGGCGGCAAUUGAAGAUAUUCUCUACAGUGCUUUUGUCUGCCUAAGUGCACCUCUUCUUCCGUUAGAUCUUCUUCAGCCGCUUUCUCCAUCAGAAGAUCUUCUUCAGCCUCUUUCUCUAUCAGAAGAUCUUUUUCAGCCUCUUUUCUCCAUCAGAAGGCGGCAAUUGAAGAUAUGCUCUACAGUGCUUUUGUCUGCCUAA